AUGGCGGGCACGAGAAACUAUGACUUCUUGAUCAAGCUGCUACUCAUCGGAGAUUCCGGCGUCGGAAAGUCAUGUUGCUUGCUGCGAUUCAGUGAGGAUUCGUUCACUCCAUCCUUCAUCACCACCAUUGGCAUCGACUUCAAGAUUCGCACGAUCGAGUUAGAUGGCAAGCGCGUCAAAUUACAGAUAUGGGACACAGCCGGCCAGGAGCGAUUUAGAACCAUUACAACCGCCUAUUACAGAGGAGCAAUGGGAAUUCUUCUGGUUUAUGAUGUAACGGAUGAACGAUCUUUCAACAACAUCAGAACAUGGUUUUCGAACGUGGAACAACAUGCUAGCGAAGGCGUCCAUAAGAUACUUAUUGGCAACAAAUGCGACUGGGAGGAGAAACGAGCAGUAUCAACCGAGCAGGGCCAAAAACUUGCCGACGAAUUAGGCAUUCCUUUCCUUGAAGUUUCCGCCAAGAACAACAUCAACGUUGACAAGGCAUUUUACAGUCUAGCGACAGAUAUCAAGAAAGUUAUGGAUAGCUCAAAGGCGGAACAAGCCGGCGCUCAAGGAGUGAACAUAGAUCAGCAUAGUACUGGCACGAACAGCAAUCUCGGGGGGAAGUGCUGCUGA
This is a messenger RNA of Talaromyces proteolyticus, 621 nucleotides long. Its product is annotated as putative rab GTPase SrgA. Gene Ontology annotation, cellular component: plasma membrane; endosome. The transcript has 3 exons. Bases 1 to 621 code for a protein of 206 amino acids. Gene Ontology annotation, molecular function: GTPase activity; GTP binding. The record is from RefSeq and is a predicted model, not a curated record. NCBI's taxonomy places the organism in Eukaryota, Fungi, Ascomycota, Eurotiomycetes, Eurotiales, Trichocomaceae. Gene Ontology annotation, biological process: protein secretion; protein localization to plasma membrane; regulation of exocytosis.